Guillardia theta CCMP2712 is the source of this 648-nucleotide messenger RNA. RefSeq lists its product as hypothetical. The transcript is spliced from 7 exons. The record is from RefSeq and is a predicted model, not a curated record. Gene Ontology annotation, cellular component: plasma membrane. The coding region runs from base 1 to 648 and encodes 215 amino acids. Lineage: Eukaryota; Cryptophyceae; Pyrenomonadales; Geminigeraceae. Gene Ontology annotation, molecular function: metalloendopeptidase activity. Gene Ontology annotation, biological process: protein processing.
AUGGCUGACACUCUUGGAAUGCGUUCUGAAUCUAUUGCAGCAACAUCCGUCAAUGCGCCUCCGUUCUUCGACAAUGCAUACAGCCUUGCUGUUGUUUAUGGAGGACUGGGUUCAGUCAUUGGACAUGAAAUUACUCAUGGAUUUGAUGUAAAUGGCGCAAAAUAUGACGAGGACGCGAAUAGAAAGAAUUGGUGGACAGAUGUUGUGAAGCAACUCUUUGACAACAAGACUGAAUGUCUUCGAAAAUUGUACGCAAACUUUGAAAUUGCAGGGUCGAAGGUGGAUGGUCAACUCACGCUCGGUGAGAAUAUGGCGGAUCACGGAGGCCUCAAAGUGUCGCUCGAUGCAUUUCUUGAGUCAGUUAAAGAAGCUCCCCCAUGCUCAUGCGAUGUGGAGUCUCUGAUUCGCGUCUUCUUCAUCUCCUACGCUCAGCUCUGGUGCACCAAAUCGCAUCCUGGCCAGGCGAAGGUGAACGCCAUAACGGACAAGCACGCACCUCUUCCCUUUAGAGCCAACGGAGCUGUUUCUCAGAACAGCAAGUUUGCAGAAGUGUUCAGGUGCAAGCAAGGAGCAGCCAUGAAUCCGAUACACAAGUGCAGCGUGUGGCGCGACUCCCAGACAGAGGUGCUGGCUCAAGAUGGUAUGUAG